AUGUUCAACGACCCCCGCUAUGAACAACUAUGCCUAAAGAAAGCCAAGGAGCUAAUCGAAGCAAGGCUGAAAGGAGUGCAAGACUGGGAACCUCACUUUCGGGCCGCGUAUAACGGCCUAACGAAAAGCAAGAUAUCGAAAUACCGACGCGGAGUCCCAGAGAUGGAGAGCCUUUCUGACGACCAAAUUCAAUCUGUGUAUCGAGAUAUCGUGUUCUCGAAGUUCUGUGAGUCACUGGAACCAGAUCCCAUCUCGCCUGUGUCAAGCCCUCCUCCCCAGCAGCCUCACGGGCAGGCCGAUGCUGCAGACGACCGAUCACCUGAAAAUGAAUGCGAGCAAUCUCCAAGGGCCUCGGAAAGCCACUCGCAGCAGUCGGAAGAUGCAAGCAACCACGAACGGCCUUCAACGACUUCUGCCUCGUCACGCAGCCCCUCCAAGCCUCCUUCAGCUUCUAGUGUAUCCCAGAGCACAGAUGGGAUUCAGUCACCAGAAAAUGUUGAGACAGAGGCGUCUCGACCAGCGGCAAUUCUUGAUGCGUUCCAUCAAUUCUUCACACGGACAUCUUCUGAGCAACCAGCAAAGCUGGUCUUAGAAAUUCCCUCGUCGAUAUAUGUUCCAAAUCAAGGGCCCCAGUCAUCACCUCCUGCCCAGUCGGCCCGUACCCACGAUGCAGUGGGACAGGACCAGAACGGGAAGCAGAAAGACAAUCCUGCACAGACGGCAAUUGAAGCCCCCGAAGCCCCACUGCCCUCACAGCCUGCUCAGAUAGGCGCACAGCAACAGCAGCUGCCCGAUGCUCAGCUGGUCCCAGCCGACGGUGUCUCGGCGGAUCUGACCACGUCUGAAUCGGUAUCCGAACGGGUCAGCGUUACGGUGAUGUCUGGAAAGCUCUCCAAACGCUUUCAAAGAAGGCUUCAUCUUUUUCAGAUUGGAGAUCCGACGGUGAAUCAGGCAAAUGCUUUGCUCAGCCUGGCACUAGAGCUCAUGGAACAAGUUACACAAGACCCACUGCUCAGCCAUUCUAUGGACCCGAGUCGUCUUGAGAAGUUCAACUCAUCUCGCGAAGAAUUGAAUAAAGUCAUAUGUCAGGUGGAAGUACCGCUGUUGAUUAAGAUGAUGAAAGUACAGUGGACCGGUACGCGAGUGGAGCAGGCCUGA
Diaporthe citri is the source of this 1158-nucleotide messenger RNA. RefSeq lists its product as uncharacterized. The transcript has a single exon. Lineage: Eukaryota; Fungi; Ascomycota; Sordariomycetes; Diaporthales; Diaporthaceae. The record is from RefSeq and is a predicted model, not a curated record. Bases 1 to 1158 code for a protein of 385 amino acids.